AUGCCCCCUCAUGGCUCCCCCGCACAGGAAGACGAGGAGGACGACUAUAUGUCGAUGGUGAUCGAAGAGCCCCAGCAGAAGGAAACAUUCGCGCAGAAGAAACUGCGCAAACAACGCGAGGCCGAAGCCCGCGCCAAAGUCCCCUCGAAAGCCGAACGCGCCGCCGAAGAAGCCGCCCGUCGGGAGGCCGCGCUCUCCACCAGCACACUAAACCCGGCCAACAAGGGGUUCCGGAUGAUGGCCAAACUGGGUUUCAAGCCCGGGCAGACGCUAGGGAAACCGCAGGCCGCGCCGGAGGAUGAGUCGCAGCCGGAGCGGGUGCGCUCGGAACCGCUCAAUCUGGUGUUCAAGGAAGGGCGAGGGGGCAUUGGGCUGGAUAGCGAGAAGAAGCGCAAGUUCCGAGAGGAGGCGGAGGAGGCCGUGAAGAAGAUCAAGCAGGAAGAAGGCGACUAUAGGGACCGGGUGCGGCAGGAGCGGGAGACGCGACGGACGGAAGCGCAGGUCCACGCGGCGCAGAAGGUCGCGGAGCGAUUAGACGCCGAGGCAGAAAUGGAGGCAGCAGAGGAAGUACAACCGAACGCUGAAGGGUCACCAGCAGAGUCCCCCGACCCCGUCGGCACGCCAGGCCCCGCGCGCCCCAAGGUGAAGGUCAAACCGACCUCCCAGAUCAACAUCCUGUAUCGGGGACUGGUGCGCGAGCGCGAAGAAAAGGAGCGGUCGCUGCAGGCGCGUCAUGCACUACAGACUUCUCUCCCGUCGUCAUUCUUCCCCACUCCCCAAUUACCGGGGUACGAUGAUUCUACGCUGGAGCGGGACGACCAGCAAGCGCUCGGGGCCGGGCCCGAUACAUCCACCAUCCUGGAGCAGGAGCUCGAGGAGGAAGAUCCGGAGCUCGAUGAGUUCAAUGCGCUUGAGCCCAGUGAACGGCUGGCCCGGCUGGUGCAAUAUCUGCGCGAAAAGUACCGAUAUUGUUUUUGGUGCAAGUAUCGUUACGAGACUGAUGCGAUGGAGGGAUGCCCCGGGAUCACCGAGGAAGACCACGAUUGA
Molecule: messenger RNA, 1047 nt
Organism: Aspergillus clavatus NRRL 1
Lineage: Eukaryota; Fungi; Ascomycota; Eurotiomycetes; Eurotiales; Aspergillaceae
Product: putative G-patch domain protein
Exons: 2
Coding region: 1-1047 (348 amino acids)
Cellular component (GO): kinetochore
Molecular function (GO): nucleic acid binding
Source: RefSeq, a predicted model, not a curated record